This is a messenger RNA of Eurytemora carolleeae, 2587 nucleotides long. RefSeq lists its product as uncharacterized. Lineage: Eukaryota; Metazoa; Arthropoda; Copepoda; Calanoida; Temoridae. The record is from RefSeq and is a predicted model, not a curated record. Bases 437 to 1807 code for a protein of 456 amino acids. The transcript has 11 exons.
UUGACAAUCUCAAUACGAUGUAAUUUUUUAGAAGCAUGAAGACCAUACUUCUCUCCCCCCUGUAUCAACAAGCUCUGACAUAACUAAAUCCAUUGUUGUUUCUGAUCAUCAGACAGCAGCAUCACCACAUUCUACAGUAACAUCGCCAAAAGCAAACCCGCAAUACAGGUCUAAACUGGAACAACAAAAACUUCCUCAGGUUCCAAGGAAUGUAUCUCCAGUGAUUGAAAAAGCUUUUGAAACAACUACAGGCAUUGGCAUCAAUCAUUCAGACACAACCCAGUUUUCUCAUAACACGAACCAGUCAUCUGAGAAAACGCACCAUUUUUUUUCAAACACAAACCGGUCAUCUGAGAAUGCAAGCCAGCCACCUGAGAAAACAAACCAAUCAUCUGAGAAAACAACCUGGUUAUUUGCAAACACAAGCCGGUCAUCUAUGACUAAAAACCGGUCAUCCCAGAAUACAAACCAGUUAAUUGCAAAGACAAGACGGUCAUCUGAGAAUUCAAGCCAGUCAUUUGAGAACGUAAUUAGGUCAUCUAGGAAUACAAACCGUUCAUCUGAUAAUACAAACCAGUUAUUUGAGAACAGAAUCCGGUCAUCUGAGAAUACAAACCAGUUAUUUGAGAACAUUAUCCGGUCUUCUGAUAAUACAAACCAGUUAAGCGAAGAAAACCUAUUUCACCCAGAGAGUUGGCAAACUAAAGCAAAACAACUAAACCAAAACACGGGAAGUACUUCUUUCAAAGUUAUCUCAGAAACAAGCAAAUCGUAUAAAAAUUGGCACAAUAGGGAAACAUCAACAAGACUUGAUAAAGGUUAUGAGUCUCUAAAAAAAGAAGAAUAUUAUAUCGAUAGCGAGCAGACGAUUGGAUAUCCGGACUUCUAUAUUUCUCACCAUGAAAUAUCUUCACUUAUGUCAGAGACUGAGAAUCCAGCAAUUAAUGAAAACUCUAGGACUGAAGCUCUUGAUCUUGUAAAGAGGAUUCCUGAAGAUGACCUCUCCAGUUAUUUAAUGGAAGUAGAUUCUCAUCCAAUCCGGCCUUAUAGUUCACAGAUGGGAAUGAUGGAUGGCAAUCUUUUCCAACCAUUAUCUAGAGAUCCUAUCAUGAAUAUGACAAUAGAGGAGAAUAUAUUACUAGGACAGAAAGUCAGAGCUUGGGAAAGUGUAGUGUCUCAGGUGUGGAAGAGAAAUACAGAAACCGGGGCUGAUGUACUGUACAAGAAUCCUGGCGGAUUAAUUCAUGAAGCAGAAAUCAGCAAAGAAGGAGUUAUUUCUAGCUCUACAGAUCCAUCUAGUAAUAUUCUAGUUAAUGUCCUAGAUACCCAGGGAAUCCUUCAGCAACGAAUAUGCUGUACAACUCUUUUAGCAAUAGCUGUGCGUAUGUUUGGAGGACCUAAACACCAGUUCUUUCCAGAUGAUCAGAUGGUGAAGGAUACCUUCUACUUGAAGUACAGUUACCUGCUCCGAUCUCCGUGGGCUCCGACCUUAACGGAGGAGAACAUGGUGAUCUCAACGAUGAAGGAGACAGGAUACCUCCUCGGGCCAGAUAGGGUGCUAGAGGUUCUUUUCACUAACUGCUUGAUGGUUGGCUUCAACAUGGAUUCUAACCAGGAAGAGUAUUUACACACGCUAGGAGCUAAGGAGGAUAUUUUGCCAAGAAACCAGGCACUUCUUCUUUAUAGGUAUCUGAAGAACAGUAUGGGAACUAUACAUGCCAGGGCACUGUACAGUCGACUUGAGGUUUUGGUACAUAAACUAGAGGCAGCUGCUCAAAUAUUCUUCAACCAUAGGUUAAUGAUAUGAAUACUGAAUAGCAAUAAAUAUUGUUUUCAAACCAGUUUUCCAGUACAGAAUAUGAAUAGAAAUCAUGGAAUAAAUUCAAUUUUUGGAAACAGACUACCUUCACAGAAUAUGAAUGAAGAUCAUUAAAUGAAUUCAGCUUUUUGAAACAGAGUACCUUAACAAUAUGAAUGGAAAUACUGUAAUAACAGACUUUUGGAAACGGACUACCUUAACAUAAUAUGAAGUAAAAUCAUAAAUUCAGCUUUUGGAAACAGAUUACCUUAACAAAAUAUAUGAAUGUAAAUACUGAAAUGAAUUCAGCUGUUGGAAAUAGAUUACCUUAACAGAGUAUGAAUGGAAAUCGUGUAAUAAAGUUAGCUUUUGGAAACAGAGUCCAUCCUAUUUGAAGAAUGUGAAAAAAAGGAAUAAAUUCAACUUUUGGAAACAGACUGUCAAGCUUCUGAAAACUACAUGAUUGUAAAUUAUACAAAAGAAUGAGCUUUUGUAAACAGACUCCUUACUUUUCGAGAAAUGUGAAGUAAAAUCGAAGGAAUAGACUUAUGCUAUUGAUAAUAAUAACUGAGUGUCUGCUAUUUGCAAAAAUUUAUAAAUAAUAAUCAUUUUAUGAAAUAGUCUUCUAAAAACAAACCUAUUUUAGGACGAAAUCAACUCAGCUUUUAGAAACAGUUUCCAUCCUAUUUAUAUAAUACUAGAAUUGUGAUCAGAUGUUUAUUGUUAAUACUUGUUCCUUGUAGUUGUAACGUUCAGUCUGAAUCAAUAAAAUUACAUAUCUAAUCAUAA